AUGGCUGAAGAACAAAAGCCCGUGUUGUUGAGGAAUCAUUAUGUUCCCACUACAUACACCCCUUCUUCAAGCCUUCAGCUGCCGGACAUUACGGCAGCUCAUUAUGAAAUUAAGCCCAGCAUUAUUCAAAUGCUCCCAUCUUUUUAUGGGCUUGAUAACGAGGACCCCUAUAAGCAUCUUGAUGAAUUCCUUGAGACUUGUUUAACUAUGAGAUUACAGAACAUUUCUGAAGAUGCUUUGCGUAUACGGAAAACAAACCAAAUACGGAAAGCCAUAACCGGUUUUUCACAAAUAGAGGGGGAACCUUUUCAUGAAACUUGGGAUAGGAUGAAGGACCUUCUACGGAGGUGUCCACAUCAUGCUGUUCCCAAGUGGCAGCUUAUUCAGUGUUUCUAUGAUGGCUUGACAGAGCCUCAUAGACAAAUGGUAGAUGCCUCCUGUGGGGGUACGUUUAUGCUUAAAAGUGAAGAUGAUGCGUGGAUUCUGUUUGAAAACUUAGCUGAAAAUUCUUUACACCAUUCAUCAUCUGGUCGUAGGGCACCUGCAUCUAAGAACCAAAGAAGUGAGACAAUUUUCGGAGUAAGCCAUUCCUUAGAUGUGACUACUAAGGUAGAUGCCUUAUCAAGAAAAUUAGAUCAGAUUAUGGCUGCUGGUUUUGCACCUACAACUGUUUCUCACAUUCCACCUCCACAGGAAGUUUGCUCAUUUUGCUCUAAUCCAUCGCAUCAGGCGAAAGAUUGCUCCGUCUUAGGACAAUUCUCUGAAGUUCCUCAUGAGCAAGUAAAUGCAGCCAUCUCCAGACCGGUUAAUGAUCCAUAUUCUCAUUCGUAUAACCCAGGAUGGAGAAAUCAUCCAAAUUUCUCUUGGCGAGCUCCAGGGAAUCAGGGACCGACUAUAGGAGUGCAUAAUCAGGCACACCCUUUGCCUCCUAAUCAAUCCUAUAAUCCCAAUUAUCGACUCCAUCAGUAUCAGUCAGCUGCUCCUCCAAGAAAUUCUGCUUUUGAGGAUAAGGUUUUAACUGCACUUGGCAACUUGGAAGCAAAUACUCAAUUGCUGAAUUCUCAUUCCCAGUCGAUUGCCAAGUUAGAAGGUCAAGUUGGACAGCUGGCAAAUGCAUUUAAUCAGAGAAAAGAAGGGAAACUUCCCUCCUAA
This is a messenger RNA of Alnus glutinosa, 1152 nucleotides long. RefSeq lists its product as uncharacterized. Bases 1 to 1152 code for a protein of 383 amino acids. NCBI's taxonomy places the organism in Eukaryota, Viridiplantae, Streptophyta, Magnoliopsida, Fagales, Betulaceae. The record is from RefSeq and is a predicted model, not a curated record. The transcript has 2 exons.